This is a messenger RNA of Drosophila nasuta, 1368 nucleotides long. RefSeq lists its product as uncharacterized. NCBI's taxonomy places the organism in Eukaryota, Metazoa, Arthropoda, Insecta, Diptera, Drosophilidae. The coding region runs from base 25 to 1254 and encodes 409 amino acids. The record is from RefSeq and is a predicted model, not a curated record. The transcript has 5 exons.
GCGUGCGCAUCUUUAACUCGCAAAAUGUGGAAUAAUCAAGUGGAUAUUUGUGUGCUGAUCUUUUGUGGAUUAUGUUUUGUCCUGGCAGCGGGCAAAGUGCCAACGAAACCGCAAUCAAACAGUUGGCGUGAUUUGAUUUUUGGUGGCAAAUGGUUUUCGUCAUCGCCGCGUUUACGCGAAUCUAAGUUUCUGCCCAUCUUUGCCUUUGUGCCCAUCGGACCGAGCAGCUGUUCGGCUCCUUCAGGCGAGUUCGGCAACUGCAUUCCCAGCAAGGAUUGCCUCGUCCGUAAUGGAAUUCCAGCAGGACCUUGCGGCGGAGGCUAUGGCGUCUGUUGCAUAUUUCUUCAAACCUGCGGCGGCAUCAUACGUGAGAACUCCACGUACUUUGUGAAUCCGAAUCAUCCGGAUGUCUACGAUGGCACAGGCAGCUGUCAGGUGACAGUGCAAAAGCUGCAUCCGGACAUAUGUCAGUUGCGUCUGGACUUGGACAUGUUCUCCAUAGCACCACCCGAGGCGGCAAAUCAUCUGUGCAAUCAGGAUCAACUGCUGAUCUCGGGUGGCAGUCCCACUCCCACAAUUUGCGGCAGUUCUACAGGCGAUCACAUGUACAUUGAUGCUGGACUGGGACAGAGCAAUCCGAUUGUGCUGUCUAUUAUCACAAGUGGCAGUUUUCCGCGUCUGUGGCGCAUUCGCGUCACCCAAAUCCAUUGCGGCAGCAUAAGUCGAGCGGAUCAGGGUUGUCUGCAGUACUACACAGCGAUCAGUGGACGAGUGCGCAGCUUUAACUACAACACAGUGGGGGGAAGACAGCUGUCGAAUCAGGAUUACAGUAUUUGCAUACGCAACGAACGCAACUUCUGUGGUAUUCAGUACAAUGCGUGUCCCGAUCUUGAGAACAAUCGUUCAAGGGCUUUCACUAUAUCGGGCAACUCUAAUAAUCCAGUACCUACUAUGGUGGGUGGUGGUGGUGGCGGUGGUGUUGCAGUACCCACUGGCAGUGGUUGCAUCAGUGAUUGGUUGCUCAUCGGUUGCAUACGCUCAGCGGAUCGCAUUCCACCGCUGCCUGGCUGCGAGGAUCGCGUUUGUGGCGGCACUUUUAGCGCCGAGGCGGGCAUGUUGGCCAGAACAGUGCAGUCCAGCGUGCGUCCUUUCCGACUAUAUUUCCAUACAGAUGGCGUGGAAGCCCCCAAUGAUAUUGAUAAUCGCGGCUUUUGCCUCGAUUAUGUGCAACAACCUUGCACAAGUGGCUACUAAGCGUGUUUCAUUUAAUAAAUAUGUAUUUUAUUUAUUUUCGUAGUUAAUUUAAGGCUAAGUUUAUAAUUAAUUUAAGUUAAUUUAGAAAGCACAAAUUAAAAAUGUUCCCCACAC